AACAACACGGUGAAAAUGUCGAUUAUUCCGCGAUUCUACGAUUUCGAGAGACCAUUCCGAAUGAUGGAGCGCAACUUAUACCGCCCGGACGACUUUUUCAACUUCAAUACGAUGGUACCAAGUAAUUUCUUUGCUCCAGAAUUCUUCAGACCCUGGGACAACGUAUUCAGACAAUGGGAAAACAGCUUCCAACCUAUGGAGCAGCUGCAAGCUGCAAUGAAUAGAAUGGCGUUAAACGACGUUGGUCAGAAUAUCACUAUGGAUAACGAGAAGUUCCAAGUAAACGUAGACGUGCAGCAUUUUGCUCCGGAAGAAAUCAACGUUAAGGUCGUCGACGGCCAAGUCACAAUCGAAGGCAAACACGAAGAGAAAAUGGACGAACAUGGAUAUAUAUCCCGGCAAUUUGUGAGAAAAUACGCGUUGCCUCAGGGGUGCCUGCCCGACACAGUUGAAUCAAAGUUGUCAUCAGACGGUGUGCUCACAAUUACUGCUCCAAAAGUUCUACCUCUACCUUCAACCGGUGAAAAGAUUGUGCCAAUAACUCAUACUGGGCCCGUCAAAAAGCAACUCACUUCACCCAGUUAUGAGAAAACCAACUAAAAUAAUAUUUUUAGUGCCGGUGAAGACAUUUUUCUUUCAAAGACUGAAUUUAAGUUGAAUUUGUGCUUUAUUUUUUUGCUAGUCUUAUAAGUUUCUUGUAAAUAUAUAAUAAUCAAAAUUCAA
Molecule: messenger RNA, 723 nt
Organism: Hyposmocoma kahamanoa
Lineage: Eukaryota; Metazoa; Arthropoda; Insecta; Lepidoptera; Cosmopterigidae
Product: protein lethal(2)essential for life-like
Exons: 1
Coding region: 16-600 (194 amino acids)
Biological process (GO): response to heat; protein refolding
Molecular function (GO): protein folding chaperone
Source: RefSeq, a predicted model, not a curated record